This is a messenger RNA of Striga asiatica, 697 nucleotides long. Lineage: Eukaryota; Viridiplantae; Streptophyta; Magnoliopsida; Lamiales; Orobanchaceae. The record is from the annotation of a GenBank genome assembly.
UUUCCUCUCACGUUCCUCCUCAUUUCUCCUCCUCCUCCAACCCUAAUCACCCAAUAUCACAUUUUCUUCUUCCCCUCGCUACUGACACCAUAAUCACCCUCUCCACUCACUUUCUGAAAAUCCUAAUCGCCCAAAACCUCUAGCACUACACCAUCCUCCGUCGUAGCCACAAGCCCCUGUACCACGCCAACAUCCAUCUAAGCUGGAAAUGGCUCGAAACUCACCGGCGGAGGAGUUCUCGCUGAAUCAAAUUAUGCUCGAAGAGGGUUUUCCUUUGUGGACGUCGGCCUCCGGACCUCCGGUGAGUGGGAUCGCGAUGGAAUUUCCAGCGAGCGAAGGGGCUUUGUCCUGCUUGCCGCAGACCAUAUCCAAGCCAAACUCCAUGAGGUUGAUCUUAGACGCCAGAUCCUACAUCUGCAACUCGAUUUUUCAGAGGGACUUACCUUUGGGCAUAAUUGGUAGUUUGAAUGUGUAUGGCAGUGUACAUUGGGGUCUGCUUGGUGUUCAAAGGUCUGAAGCAGUGGCCAUAGUGAUAUAUUCUCUGUGUAUGUGCAUGCGUACAAGGAUAAGCGUGUACCUUUUUGCCGUUAAUUUCAAUAAUCAGGAGAUUCGUAGCAGCAAGGUAAUAUGCAGGAGGGUGACUGUGGUUUGCUACCUUCUGCGGCAGGGAUUCAGUGAGAUGUGGGAUAUAGGAUGA